GGGUAUCUGUUAUUGUCGCGUCUUGAGAAACAAAGCGGAUGAGUCCGACAUUUUUUAGAUUUUGACGAUCCCUUAAUUUGAAAAGAAUUUAAAAUAUUUAUUGUUAUAUUAAAUUCAUUUGCACGAGGGCUCCAUGUUUUAUUUUCCACUGGCAUGCACCAUCGGAACUCUUAGAGCAUAAUAUCGGGGAAGGAAUCUGAAAAAUCAGCACCAGGUGCCAUGUGGGUGCCGGGGCUGCUGCGGGUGACGCUGGCGGUCGCCCUGACGGCGGCCGCGGCCGUGCACGGCGACAGUGACGUCACCGUUCCCGUGACGCCUCCGACGUCGGAGGUUUCUGAGGAGCCCAGCGACGGGGGCGAGUGGCCUCCGGCUGGCACCGAGCCGGCGCUGCCGCCCAGCGGCCAGCCGCCGCAGUCCUACUUUGAGCGGCUGCCGCUGGAGGGCAGGCCGUUCGGCCAGCUGGACGGCUUCUCCCCGCGCCAGGGCCCUCCGCUGCGUACCUGCCACAGGCCAGCCGUGUGCCAGCCUCUGCGCCACGGCGCUGGCCACGGCUACGGCGCCACGUGCCUGGGCACGGCGCUCCGGUUCGCCAGCACCUCGCUCAACCUGACCGACUUCAGCUCGCAGGAGAGCCUCAAGGAGGACCUGAGCAGAUGGGAAGCCUUGCAGCAUAUUCCAAAAUGUUGGAGUGUCAUUCAGCCUUUUCUUUGUGCAGUCUACAUGCCAAAGUGUGAAAAUGAUUCUGUGGAACUUCCCUCUCUGGAAAUGUGUCAGAAGGUCCGGGGCCCGUGUAGGUUCGCGGAAGCCUUGUUCGGAUGGCCCGCCUUUCUCGAGUGCGACGAGGCACGCUUUCCGUCAAAAUGCAGAAACUCCAUGCAGGACCUCAAGUUCAACACGACCACCACGUGCCUGUCUCCGCUGGUGCCCACCAAGAACAAGUUGGCCUUCUACCCGACGGUGGAGGGCUGCGCGCCGCCCUGCCAGGGUCUGCUCUACUCGACCCAGGAGCGGCACGAGGUGCACCGCUUCAUCCACGUGUUCGGCGGGCUCAGCUUCGCGCUCACACUGCUCACCGUGCUGACGCACAUUAUCGACUGGCGUUCGUUCAGCAAGUACGCCGCCAACCGCUGCAUCUUCUACAUCAACUUCAGCCUGUGUCUGGCCAUCCUGGGCUUCCUGGUGCAGUUCCUGGACGAGUCGCGCGACACGGUCGUCUGCCACAGGGACGGCACGCUGCGCGGACCGGGAUCGGAGGAGUCUGCCACCCCCUGUACGGCCGUGUUCAUCCUCAUCUACUACCCGGUGAUCGCCGCCUUCUGCUGGUUCGUCAUGCUUACAUUCUCCUGGAACAUCACGUUCAAAACGUUUGGCCAGUCGCGUGAGAUCCAGGAGCGUCUGGACUCGAUGACGUCUUACUUCCACCUGAUCUCGUGGUCGGUGCCGCUGAUCCUCACCACCGCAGCGCUGGCCACCUCUGACGUGGUGGACAGCAACUACAUCUACGGCGUGUGCUUCGUCGGGUUCGGCAGCUGGCGCUACCGGCUCGGCUUCGUGCUGAUGCCGGCGCUGGCGGCCACACUCAUCGGAGGCUUCUUCCUCAUCAGAAGCGUGCAUUUCCUGGUGCGCCAGAAGCCGGAAAAGUCUGAGAAGAAGCGUGUAGUGAACACCAGUAUCGCCCGGCUGUGUGUGUGCGGCCUGCUGCUGGUGACCGCACUGGCUGUCAGCGUGGCGUGCCACGUUCUAGAGUACGGCGGGCGGGAGCGGCAAGAGGAGGACGUCAGGGACUUUUUGCUGUGUCAGGCGAACACCACGUACCGCCGGUACGACGACUACAGCUACGGCUACCGCUCCCAGCCGGCCUGCCAGGUGACGCAGCGACCCGCGCCGGUCGUCAUCAAGGUCCACGUGUUCUGCCUGUUCGCCGUGGGCAUCGUGUUCUCCAGCUGGGUCUGGAGGAGGUCCACGCUGAGGUCCUGGAACAGGUUCUACCGACGCGUGGUCGGUAAGCCCGAGGACCGGCCGGUGCGUCGUAUCCGCAAACACCAGGUGAUCGCCCAGGCCUGGUCUAAACGCUACGAGCUGGCCCAGAACGGACGCAUCUCUCUCAGCUUCCACAGCACGCACUCGGACCCCGUUGGUAUGUACCUGGGCCUGAACAGCGGCACCUCCGACUCGCCGUCGUCGUCGUUUUUCGCGGCCAUCCCGAGUCUGAUGGAGCGGCGCGGCGCCCUGAUCGGCUCCACGUCGUCGGCACUGGGUCUCAGUCGUAACUCGGACGGAUCGUUGUACAGUCUGUACAGCAGGGCGAGCCGUCACAGUCGCUACAGCAGGACCAGUCGCCACAGCCGGUACAGCAGGAGACUGUCACACGACUCGGACAUGUCGCGGCGCCACUCGCUCGACUCGACCCGCUCGCUGUACCGUUCCGAGGCGGACCGGGUGGUGGCACUGCUCGGCGGCAGGCGGCGCGGCCGGCGCCGGGCGCUGGCCGACGUGCGGCGCGCCGGACGGCUCUCCACCCGUCUGGCCGUCGGUCGUAGCGACUCGACCCUCAGCAGACGCAGCAGCAGCGUGCUGUCCCAGGCCAGCAGCAGUAUUAGCUCGCAGCUGCUGGGCGCCAUGGCGCUGACCAAGCACAUGAAGUCGAGUCGCUCGGGCCGGUCGGGCCGGGCCGAGCCGCGCCGAACCAGGAGGGGCACCGGAGUCCCAGCAGCCAUCGGCCUGGAGCCGGAGAGCGGCGGCUCCGCACAGACUCAGGGCGGCCGCGAUAACGCCAGUUACAUCGACUCGGAGCAGGAGGAGGUGUGGGCCGGCCGCGCCCGGCACCACUCACACGAGGAGGAUGGACGCAGGUCUGCGGCCUCCAGUAAGCGGGCGGCUAGCCGGCAGAGUCGCGGCCAGUCGUCCAACGUCAGCUCCGGCUCCUCCAUCAUCAACCUCCGUCAGCGGCUGCUCGGCGACGUGGUGGACUUUGCCCGCGCGCGCCGCAAGCAGCCAGCCUCGGCACGGGACGCAUCUCCGCCCUGGACGGAGGCGGCCAUCGAGCUUACCAAGCUGCCGGGCGGCAGCGAGGCCGAGCGGGAUAACCAGGCGCUGGUCAGCGUGGCCGUGCAGACGACGCCGUCCGAGCGCCGGAGAGCGCCCGGCGGCGCCGAGCCGCGCGGCAGCCUGACGCUGCACAACGACCUGCGCCAGGCCGGCUCCCCGCCGCCGCCCGAGCGGCUCAAUAACGGUCGCCGCAGCCCGUACACCAAGAACGCCCAGCGGCUCUCACUGCCGCGGGAUAAUGAGACGGAGGAGGGCAAACGGAACGCCAGUCCGAGGUCGGCCGAGGGGGAUGAUGUGUCGCUGGAGUCGCCGGCCACGCCGCAGCCAGAGAUGGUGUGAUGAAGGACGGACGGAAAGAUAUCGCAUCUUUCUGGACAGACAUAUCGAACUAGAUCGGACGGAAGAGUGGUUUGAUGGAAGGAUCGAAGUGGCAAACAAGCCGCUGGGGUGAUCAGAUUGUGCCAAGUGAAGCUAUGAUGGCUGAUUUAGAUCUCGGAAAUACUCGAGCUUGUAGUACUCACAUGAGACCGGUUUUUGACCAUUUUGUUCCCGGAAAGUGACUGUUGAUUUAAAUUUCAUUUCGUAACAAAGUUCGUUCAGAGCUGCACGUUUCACGUUCAAUCGUUGAAGAAGGAUUCAGCUUGACCGAAGGACAAGUGAGGGAGGCAGGGGCGCCAUUGCUAUGUUCUGUUUGAUACAUUCGGAUCUCGCUUUUUUACGCAAGAGAGCUAAAACAUGCGCUACGUCGUGAAGGCUGAACGAUGAAUCAGUAACGGGUUGUGUGUGCCUUAGUAUUUCCCUACUCCGUGUUGGGGUCGGGGACAGUUUUCAGCUAUCAAUGGUGUAUCAUACGAGGUGAGGGACAUUGUGACUGACAGGUGGGUACUUUAUUUUGCAGUGAGAUUAUUUGACAGUGAGAGAUAGGUGUACAAGUUCAAACAUGCAUAGGGGAGGGGUUCUGAUGGCUUGGGUGAUUCUCUUGAGAGUGGUAACGACGUGAGAGUUGUAGGGACGCGGAAGGGUGGCAGGUUGGUUGGAUGAUUUUCUAGCGACGUGUUUCGAUCUCACCGGACCGACGACGGUACCAGUUCUGAUCGGAAGCCACUGGUGUCUCGGAGCGGCCGGCUUCGAUGGGAAGGCCGCUGGGGAUGGCAAGAAGGCACGAUAUUGAUAUUACUGGGGAACAAAGUGCUGUUUACCCAAUCUGACUUUGUGGAAAACGAGUUGUCAGCAUUGUGCGAAGUCGAGAUCGGUGCAACAUUGUUGUUCCGGGCAACAAUUGAGAGUGAAGUGUUUGAUACUGUUGUGACAUGCGCCUGAUGUUCUGUAGUGUUGUUCGCCGAGGUUGGUUCGUUUUCCAUGCGUCUGAUAUCUCGACAUUUGUGCGACUUGAAGAUCUGAGGCCAGUUUUACCGACAGAAAAAUAGCCACCUGCCGGAAUUUUUUGCCUAAAGACCGUUUUACAUAUGAAACGAAAACAUGCCCAUCGCGUUUACGCUCCGUAUGUGAAGCGGUCUUUAGGCAAAAAAUUCCGGCAGGCGGCUAUUUUUCUGUUGGUAAAACUGGCCUCUGGAACAGAUUUUUCACCGUCGCAGAGCACACGAAAGUGUCAUGAUGUUCUGUUUCUUGCUGAUGAUUAGAACGAGCCUUAGCACUCAAUAUACUCUUUUGUACAUAUACAAA
Amphibalanus amphitrite is the source of this 4731-nucleotide messenger RNA. RefSeq names its product smoothened homolog. The transcript is spliced from 17 exons. Gene Ontology annotation, molecular function: patched binding; transmembrane signaling receptor activity. Lineage: Eukaryota; Metazoa; Arthropoda; Thecostraca; Balanomorpha; Balanidae. Bases 220 to 3387 code for a protein of 1055 amino acids. The record is from RefSeq and is a predicted model, not a curated record. Gene Ontology annotation, biological process: central nervous system development; smoothened signaling pathway; positive regulation of smoothened signaling pathway. Gene Ontology annotation, cellular component: dendrite; plasma membrane; cilium.